This is a messenger RNA of Fusarium redolens, 447 nucleotides long. RefSeq lists its product as uncharacterized. The record is from RefSeq and is a predicted model, not a curated record. Gene Ontology annotation, biological process: DNA-templated transcription. Gene Ontology annotation, cellular component: RNA polymerase II, core complex; RNA polymerase III complex; RNA polymerase I complex. Gene Ontology annotation, molecular function: DNA-directed RNA polymerase activity. The coding region runs from base 1 to 447 and encodes 148 amino acids. The transcript is spliced from 2 exons. NCBI's taxonomy places the organism in Eukaryota, Fungi, Ascomycota, Sordariomycetes, Hypocreales, Nectriaceae.
AUGGCGAGCGGCGACGCUACUCUCUUUGAAGAAUCAUUCACCGUGACUGAGUAUGAUCAGUCCAAGUAUGACCGUGUCGCCCGCAUUUCAUGCACUUCAAGCGACUCUCAGACUGUUAUGACUCUGGAUAUCAACAUCGAGCUCUUCCCCUGUGCUGUUUCCGACACUCUGCACGUAGUUUUGUCUACUACUCUCUCUCUGGACGGAAGCAAGGAGGACGAGAAGGGCUGGCGAGACGUUGGCAAGGGUGGUGAUGCGCCAGCGACGGUUGCCGACCUUUACGACUACGUGUGUCAUGGAAAGAUCUACAAGUUCGAAGAGACAUUCGACGGAAACACCAUCAAUGCCUACUGCUCCUUCGGCGGUCUUUUGAUGUCGCUUCAAGGCCCUAUCAAGAAGCUGACUCCCCUCCGUGUCGAUAACGUCUAUCUGCUUGUCAAGAAAUAA